Macadamia integrifolia is the source of this 1239-nucleotide messenger RNA. RefSeq lists its product as uncharacterized. The transcript has 5 exons. The coding region runs from base 154 to 627 and encodes 157 amino acids. The record is from RefSeq and is a predicted model, not a curated record. Gene Ontology annotation, biological process: DNA repair. Gene Ontology annotation, cellular component: nucleus; SOSS complex. Lineage: Eukaryota; Viridiplantae; Streptophyta; Magnoliopsida; Proteales; Proteaceae.
UGCGAUCCGUUUACAUCCCUAGAACUCACUCUUCGACGCUUCAGCGCAUAUGGUGGGCGUUUUGAGACUGCUGGGAGUUCUGUCUGUUGGAUCCUCAGUGACCGAGUCGUAGAGUUCCAGGGCGCGAAAAGGUUGGGAGUGUUGUGCGUGAUAAUGGCGCCUAAGCGGAAGAAGAGAAGAACCGAUCAAGAACAGCCAAGAAAUGGAGGCCACCUUCAGUUUCGCAGAGAGGAGAGACGACGCUGCCGCCCCUGUUCUUCGUCGUUUAUCAGAUUUCUGUUCAUCAGCUUCAGGAACAUCUCUUCACCAGAUGCAAGGACAGACAAAGCUACAACUCCCCGUCAGAGUUCAGCUUCUCCUACGGUCCAUGUUGGUGGAAUAUAUCUUAAGAUUCAACAGGCCAAGAAAAAUGCAGUGGCACAGGCACAACAAGACGGAUGCACUGGGAAUUUCAGAAGCUUUGAUUCUCCAUUUGGGAACUUUCUUGUGCCUGUAAUUCCUACUCUUGCAGACUUGACAGGGAUAAAGCUCAUGGCUUGGAGGAUGCAAAGAGAAUUGUGCAAAUCUGAUUAUAGGAAUGGGACUAGGGACCUGGUACGAUGCUUUGGAUACAGCCUUUUCAUGUGAUCAACAAGCUCUCUGAAAGACUUGAUACCAAAGUAAAACUGGUAGUGAAUGCAAAUUGCAGCUAACUUGGACAAGCAUGAUACAUAUGAACCCUAGCUAGGAAAGCCAAGCAGAGGUUCUCCCCUUGUCCCCCAAAUGAGCAUUGAGUGAGGUGGGUAUGUUCCUUACAUUUUCAAUGGUUCAGAAUCUUCCAACUGUUCACCACCCCCCUUUGGCUUUUUGCCACUAGUAUUUGUUUAAUUUGUAUUAAGUUAUUAACUCAUGAUGGAAUCAGAUAAGACUCAAGUUUUGACACUGAAGUGGGAUAGGGAUAGGAAAGGCUUAUAAUUCAUUAAAAUUGAGCCCCACUUGACUUGCCUGAUGGCAGAUAAGUAUGGUAGAACAAAAUUGCAGUGCACCCUAGCUUUUUCUAACCAAAAAGAACCAUACAUAAGCAUCCAAGAGACGUUUCCGGUCUUAAAAUUUAUAGGAAUCUGAGACCACUGCUUCAGUGGGAACUGAGGGUUUCCUCAAGUCAUUUUCUUUUGAACCUGCUUUAUAGAUGGCCAUAUCUUCUUGAAUUUUGUUGCAGUAAGCUACAUUAUUACGUAAUGUAACAUCCUUCUUGAUGCA